GUAAGAAAAAAAGAAAGUUAGUAAAAAGGAAAAAGGAAAAAAAAAUCAUCAUCAGCGCCACAGUCCACGAGCAGCCAUAGUUUCCCUUUUACAUUGGCCACCCUCUCGACACUCAUCAUCACUUAUGUCGCCCUAAUUUCCUCCCCCCCCCCCCCAAUAGCCUACAACUGAAGCAACCUCCUUUUCCUUUUCUCUUCCCUACUUCCAUCAAAAUCUUCAUAACUUUCCCCAUAUCAAAAUCUCCAUAGCCUACUCUACAACUAACUCAUAAAAAAAAAAAAAAAAACAACCCAAAACCAUGACACACCAUCAAGAACUGGUUACCUUUCAAAGAAGCAGCAGCUACAACAAUUAUAACUGCAAAAGUUCAAGAAAUAAGAUCAACCCAUCAAAGUUUCCGAGAUCAGCUUCAUUUACAAUCCCUGAAAACGAAGAAAUCUCUGACAAACUCCUUGUUCGUAGAAACGCCUCAUCAUCUUCCCCACGUUCUUCCAUACAACGUUUCCAUAAUGUUAAUUCCAGGUUCUCUUCCCUCCUUCGUUCCCUUCUCAAAAUCAUAGCAUUUCCCAACAUAAUCCCUACCUCUUGCAAAUGGUUGACCCUCCCAACUCACCUCUCUAUAACCCCUUCCCUCGGCCGUAAAGUAACCGGAACUCUCUUUGGCCACCGCCGCGGUCACGUCAGCUUCGCCGUCCAGGACGAUCCUCGCUCCGAACCGGUUUUGCUCCUCGAACUAGCCAUGUCAACGGCUAGUUUGGUGAAAGAAAUGUCAUCGGGUUUAGUCCGGAUUGCGCUGGAGAGCGAGAAGGCUCCGGGUCGAACCGGGAGACUGUUCCAUGAGCCUACGUGGAGUAUGUAUUGUAAUGGGAGGAAGAGUGGGUAUGCCGUGACGCGCACAUGCACGGAGUCGGAUUGGCACGUGUUGAGUACUGUGCAAAGCGUGUCAGUUGGUGCUGGGGUGAUUCCGGUGGUUGAGGAUGCUAAAAGUGGUGGGAGUGAAGGUGAGUUGUUGUAUAUGAGGGCCAAGUUCGAACGAGUGGUGGGGAGUCGUGACUCGGAAGCCUUUUACAUGUUGAAUCCUGAUAACAAUGGAGGUCCUGAACUCAGCAUUUUCCUUCUUAGAAUAUGAACAAACUUAUCUCUUGUUGUGAUCAUGAUUUUUGUUUCUCUUUUUAGGAUAUAUAAUUUUCUAGUUGGAAUUGCUUGGUUUUUGACUUUUGGAUUGUGCAGUUCUAUUUUAUCUUGCUUUCAUACAACGGAAGUAUAUGUAUAAUGUAUUAUGUGGUCUCUACAUGUAUUUCCAGUCUUUUGAAUGUUAGAAAAGAAAAAGGAAAUCUUUACUAAUAAA
Molecule: messenger RNA, 1348 nt
Organism: Gossypium raimondii (Peruvian cotton)
Lineage: Eukaryota; Viridiplantae; Streptophyta; Magnoliopsida; Malvales; Malvaceae
Product: protein MIZU-KUSSEI 1
Exons: 1
Coding region: 299-1129 (276 amino acids)
Biological process (GO): hydrotropism
Source: RefSeq, a predicted model, not a curated record